ACACAGUAAAGAUGGCGACGCACUAAAGGGCUCCAUGCUUUAUUGUUGAUAAAACCAUACAUUGUUAUUUUACAGGAGAAACUCUCACUUGGCUCAGAAAAAUGUCAAGGUUAAUAGUCAAAAAUCUCCCGAAUGGGAUGAAGGAAGAUCGCUUCCGUAAGAUGUUUGCAGAUUUUGGGACACUUACAGAUUGUGCACUCAAAUUUACCAAGGAUGGAAAAUUUCGCAAAUUUGGAUUUGUGGGUUUCAAGACAGAAGAAGAUGCACAGAAAGCUUUGAAACAUUUCAACAAGAGCUUUGUGGACACAUCUAGGGUUACUGUGGAAUUGUGCACAGAUUUUGGCGAUCCAAACAAAGCCAGACCCUGGAGCAAACACACACGCCAGCCUUCAUCAAAGAAAGAUACAGAAGAAAAAAAAACACAUGAGCAAGGAGAAAAAGAAAAAAAGAAGCCGAAGAAGAUUUUAAAUGUUCUGGGAGAUCUUGAAAAAGAUGAGAGCUUCCAGGAGUUUCUGGCAGUGCACCAGAAACGUGGACAGGUUCCCACAUGGGCCAAUGACACUGUGGAAGCGACUGCUGUUAGACCUGAAAUGGAGAAGAAGAAAGAGAAGAAGCAGAAAGCGGCUGUUGAAGAUGAUUACCUGAACUUUGACUCUGAUGAAUCGGAGGAAUCAAGUGAUGACGGCGAGGAUGCUGCAGAUGAAGAGGACAAACAAGAUAACGAGAAGGAGGCCUUGAAGACUGGUCUGUCUGAUAUGGACUAUCUCCGCUCCAAAAUGGUGGAGAAAUCAGACAUGCUGGAUGAGAAAGAUGACGACAGCAGUGCGAGUGCUGCUGAUGAAAAUGAGGAAGAUGAGGGGAAAGAGGAGGAAGAGUCCAUAGUCCAGCACGCAGACAGUGCUUAUGAGAGUGGAGAGAAGACAAGCAGCCAGAAAAGCACAAGGCCAGCAAUUGAGCCAACCACAGAGUUCACAGUCAAGCUACGAGGUGCUCCAUUCAAUGUCAAAGAGCAACAAGUGAAAGAGUUUAUGAUGCCUUUGAAACCCGUUGCCAUUCGAUUCGCUAAGAACAGUGACGGCCGCAACUCGGGUUACGUGUAUGUGGACCUACGAUCAGAGGCAGAGGUCGAGAGAGCCCUGCGCCUUGACAAGGACUACAUGGGAGGGCGCUACAUUGAGGUUUUCAGAGCCAACAACUUUAAAAACGACAGGCGUUCUGCAAAAAGAAGCGAGAUGGAAAAGAAUUUUGUGCGCGAGCUGAAGGACGACGAGGAAGAGGAGGAUGUUGCAGAAUCUGGACGACUUUUCAUUAGAAACAUGCCCUACACGUGCACUGAGGAGGAUCUGAAAGAAGUAUUUAGCAAACACGGUCCUCUAUCUGAGGUGCUUUUCCCCAUAGACAGUCUGACUAAGAAGCCUAAAGGCUUUGCAUUUGUCACAUACAUGAUACCAGAGAAUGCAGUAUCAGCCCUGGCUCAGCUGGAUGGACACACAUUCCAGGGUCGCGUUCUGCACGUCAUGGCUUCAAGGCUGAAGAAGGAAAAGGCCGAUCAGGGGCCUGAUGCUCCCGGCAGCUCCUCAUAUAAGAGAAAGAAAGAUGCCAAAGAUAAGGCAGCCAGCGGCAGCUCUCAUAACUGGAACACGCUGUUUUUGGGUACGAGUGCAGUGGCCGAUGCCAUCGCUGAGAAAUACAACACAACCAAGAGCCAAGUGUUGGAUCACGAGUCUGAUGGCAGUCUGGCUGUCAGGAUGGCUCUUGGAGAGACGCAGAUUGUACAAGAAACCAGACAAUUUCUCUUGGACAAUGGAGUUUCUCUGGACUCGUUCAGUCAGGCGUCGGGUGAGCGCAGUAAAUGUGUUAUCCUCGUAAAGAACUUGCCGUCAGGAGUGCAGGUUGCAGAUCUGGAGGCUCUGUUCUCGCCCCAUGGGUCUUUGGGUAGAGUUCUGCUGCCCCCUUCUGGCCUUACAGCGAUAGUGGAGUUCCUGGAGCCCACAGAAGCCAAACGUGCUUUCAUGAAACUUGCAUACACAAAGUUUCAACAUGUCCCUUUGUAUCUUGAAUGGGCUCCUGUCGCUGUCUUUACAACUCCCUCAGCACCUAGACCAGAGCCUCAAACCAAAGAGAAAUCUGCUGUGAAAAAUGAUUCAGUCCAAAAUGAAGAAGAAGAGGAGGAAGAGGAAGAAGAUGACCAGAUUUUACCUGGCUCGACUCUCUUCAUUAAGAACUUGAACUUUAUCACCUCAGAAGAAACAUUACAGAAGACGUUUUCUAAAUGCGGCGUGGUGAAAAGCUGCACGAUAUCAAAGAAAAGAGAUAAAGCAGGUAAAUUGUUAUCGAUGGGUUACGGCUUUGUGCAGUACAAAACUCCAGAGGCGGCACAGAAAGCCAUGAGACAGCUGCAGCACUGCACAGUUGAUGAGCACCAGCUUGAGGUGAAGAUAUCAGAGAGAGAAGUCAAGUCAGGUGUGGCACAGGCCAAGAGGAAAAAGCAAACCGCCAGGAAACAGACGACCUCUAAGAUCUUGGUGCGAAACAUCCCUUUCCAGGCCACAGUCAAAGAGCUGAGAGAACUCUUCUGUACGUUUGGAGAGCUGAAGACAGUCCGCCUGCCAAAGAAAGGGAUUGGUGGAUCCCACCGUGGUUUUGGCUUCAUUGACUUCCUCACGAAACAGGAUGCCAAGAAAGCGUUCUCAGCACUGUGCCACAGCACUCAUCUGUACGGCAGGAGGCUGGUGCUGGAGUGGGCAGAUGCUGAGGAGACGGUAGACGACCUGCGGAGGAAAACCGCACAACACUUUCAUGAUGCUCCUAAGAAGAAGAGGAAGGCGGAGGUGUUAGAGGGAAUCCUGGAGCAGAUGGAGGUCGGCGAUGGAGACGGCGAGUGAAUAGCAGCCGUCAGUCAUUCACCUCCAGCAUCAAUAAGAGAACCCGCUCCGACUGAAGGUGAACUCCAAGACUAAGUCCUUUUAGAAAAGCAAAAGCCCGAAGGCCACGCUUGCUUUGGCUGUUUUUAAUCGUCACAGAGGGCCGAGACGGUUCAUACACUGCCUUGACACGCGGAUGACAUUGAGAAAUCGUAUCAGAAAUGAAAUGUGGAAGGGGUUUGAUUGUUGUUUGUACACACAGAGAUUGUGUAUUGUAUUUUCAGAUACUUACAUAAUUAUGUAAAGUUUUUGAGGUGUUUAAAGUGAUGGUUCAGCCCAAAGUGAUGUGUUAUUCACUGUCAAGUGGUUUCAAAACAUUUAGUUUCCUGUUUUCUGUUGAACACAAUAGAAGAUAUUUUGAAGAAUGCUGGAAAUCCAUUAUAAAGAAUAAAAAAUACUUAAGUGGCUGUCGAUUUCUCAAAAUAUCUUCUUUUGUGGAGAAAUGAAAGCUUAAAAUGUUUCAAACAAGCAGUUGUUGAAUAAAUUACAAGCUUUUUUUGGUAAUUUUGUGCAGGGUGAACAUGUUCUUUCAUUGCAUUGCUAUUAAAUCUGGCCACUUGUCAGUGUUGGUUUUUGAAAAAUGACCUUUUUGGGGUUAUACUGUAUAUGACUAUAAUAAAUUAGUCUGGAAAGAGGAGUAUUCACUCUAGAAACAUCUUUUUGUAAAGUUUGUGAAGUCUGAGGAACAUCAUGUUGCUUCAAACUAAGCUGUUAUGUCAAUGACAUUUAUUGUUCUGGUGCUUUACUGAAAUGUUUGUUUGUUCAACUAAAAAUGGAAAUUUCUAUCAACAUUUAUCUUAUUUCAUUAGCCUUAUUCCAAAAUAUAAAAGCUUAGUAUACAAAGCCAAUUAUGGGUUAGUUGCUCUAAAAAAAAGUAAUUAAUUUCUGAUUGCAUCUUUACAAUUGUAUUUAAAUAAGUUUUCUAAUUACAGUCAAUAAUUUUAGUGCGUAAGUCUCAAUGCAUAGUCAACAGACUUCACACUCUUAAUUCUUUAAAUUGGUUUUGUUUUUGGUUUUGUUUAAAAAAUAAUAAUAAUAGCCCAUUUUUUUUAUUGUAUGAAAUAUAAAGUCAUUAAUUGAAAACGUUUUUUUAAAGCAUGUGCAGUUGUUGGACAAAUAAAACCUUUUUUUUUUUUUUACUUAUGGAAAAUAUCUAAACAACAACAAAAUAAAUUAUUUACAAUGACUGUUUCUUUGAAUUUA
This is a messenger RNA of Danio rerio (zebrafish), 4127 nucleotides long. NCBI's taxonomy places the organism in Eukaryota, Metazoa, Chordata, Actinopteri, Cypriniformes, Danionidae. The record is from RefSeq and is a predicted model, not a curated record.